Messenger RNA from Lotus japonicus, 1347 nucleotides. RefSeq lists its product as uncharacterized. NCBI's taxonomy places the organism in Eukaryota, Viridiplantae, Streptophyta, Magnoliopsida, Fabales, Fabaceae. Gene Ontology annotation, molecular function: zinc ion binding; nucleic acid binding. Bases 1 to 1347 code for a protein of 448 amino acids. The record is from RefSeq and is a predicted model, not a curated record. The transcript is spliced from 2 exons.
AUGACUUGGGAAAUCUUCAAGAACUCUUUUCUUGAGAAGUAUUUUCCCGCAGAUGCCAGAGGUAGGAAGGAAAUGGAAUUUUUGGAAUUGAAACAAGAAGCAAUGUCGGUAGGCGAGUAUGCCGCAAAGUUUGAAGAGUUGUGUCGAUUCCAUCCGCACUACAGCGCCGCUAAUGACGAAACAUCAAAGUGCGUCAAGUUCGAGUAUGGAUUAAGGCCUGAUAUUAGGAUUGCCGUAGGGCACGACCAAAAUCGGAAUUUUGCCACUCUAGUGGAGAAGUGCAGGAUUUUCGAAGAGAAUGAAAAGACACGAAAGGAGUACUUCAGAGGACUAGGGGUGAAUAAGGCACCAAAGAAGAAAGUGGAGAAGAGGAAGCCCUAUUUCCGACCACAUGAUCAGGGAAGGAAUCAAUUCGGGAGAACUUGGAACCCAACGGGAGGACCUGGAUUCCAAGGGAGACCCGGGGGAAUCAACCAUACCCCGUUAUGCACGAGAUGUCGCCGGAAUGGACAUCGUGCACAAGAAUGCAGAGUGGUAUUGGGAGGACAAUCGGGAGUGCAAACUGGAGGAAGCGGAAACCCGAAUCCCACCACCGCAGUCGGCGAAGGAGGCAAUAGGAAUGUAAACGUACCACCCAGAGACAAUAGGAGGGUUGGACGCCCGGCGAACAAAGGGAAGGUGUUCGCAAUGACUGUGGAAGAAGCGUCAGGAUCACCGGAGCUCAUUGAAGUGGUCUUCAUCGACGGAAUCUUGAUCUGCUUGAAGAGCAAAGAAGAACACGAGGAGCACCUCCGAAUAGUGCUAGGAAUCUUGCGAGAGCGGAAAUUGUAUGCCAAGUUGACUAGAUGCGAGUUCUGGCAAGAGUCAGUACAAUUCCUAGGACAUGUAGUGAGCAAAGCUGGCAUAGCAGUAGACCCGGCAAAGUUAGAAGCUGUGAACUCAUGGGGGACACAAAAAACGGUCACGGAAAUCCGAAGUUUUCUUGGAUUGGCUGGAUACUACAGGAGAUUCAUUGAAGGAUUUUCCAAGAUUGCCACACCCUUGACGAGGCUUACAAGGAAGGAUCAACCUUACCAAUGGACACCCGAGUGCGAGAAGAGCUUUAAAGAGCUUAAGGAGAAGUUGACUACGUCGCCAAUUUUAGUCCUACCCGAUCCCAAGAAGGACUUCGAAGUGUAUUGUGAUGCGUCAAAGAUGGGAUUAGGAUGUGUGUUGAUGCAGGAACGUAAGGUAAUGGCUUACGCUUCUAGGCAAUUGAGGCCACACGAAGCUAAUUACCCUACGCACGACCUAGAAUUAGCAGCUGUCGUGUUUGCUCUAAAGAUAUGGAGACACCACUUGUACUGA